CCGGCGGCUCGCGGGCGGAGGGCGGGGAACCCCAGCAGCCGGAGGCUGCGGCUGCACCGCCACCCGCCCGGCCACCUGCCCGGGCGCUGGCGUUGGGACAGGGAAGUGCGGCUGGCCUGCGCCCUCCAGGGAGCGGCCUGAGGCCGCCCGAGAGGCCGGGCCGGCGGCGUCCCCAGCGGUCGCCCCGGAGUUGACUGCGCGAAACUUUUCCCUGCGCGUUUCUACGCGGCGGCACCGGAUCGGUCCCCGCUCCAGCCGCGGCCACCCCACCGGGACCCGACGCCCGUGGGAAUCGAAGGGGGGGGAGAGGCCCGCGGCUCCCCCCCCCCACGCCUUCCGUCGGGGCGCAACCAGGCGCGGCAGCGGGGCCGGGACCCCGGGCGAUGGCCACGGAGCUGGCGAUGGGCGCCGAGCUGCCCAGUAGCCCGCUGGCCAUCGAGUACGUGAACGACUUCGACCUGAUGAAGUUCGAGGUGAAGAAGGAGCCACCCGAGGCUGAGCGCUUCUGCCACCGCCUGCCGCCCGGCUCGCUGUCGUCGACGCCGCUCAGCACACCCUGCUCCUCCGUGCCCUCCUCGCCCAGCUUCUGCGCGCCCAGCCCCGGCACCGGGGCUGGCGGCGCUGGCGCCGGGGGCGGCGGCGCGGCGCAGGCCGGGGGCGCCCCGGGGCCGGCGAGCGGGGGCCCCGGCGCCGUCGGGGGCGCCCCGGGGAAGCCGGCACUGGAGGAUCUGUACUGGAUGAGCGGCUACCAGCACCCCCUCAACCCGGAGGCGCUCAACCUGACGCCGGAGGACGCGGUGGAGGCGCUCAUCGGCAGCGGCCACCACGCCGGGCACCACGGCGCGCACCACCCGGCGGCCGCCGCGGCCUACGAGGCCUUCCGGGGCCAGGGCUUCGCGGGCGGCGGCGGUGCGGACGACGUGGGCCCCGGCCACCACCACGGCGCACACCAUGGCGCUCAUCACCAUCACCACCACCACCACCACCACCACCACGGCGGCGCGGGCCACAGCGGCGCGGGCCACCACGUGCGCCUGGAGGAGCGCUUCUCCGACGACCAGCUGGUGUCCAUGUCGGUGCGAGAGCUGAACCGGCAGCUUCGCGGCUUCAGUAAGGAGGAGGUCAUCCGGCUGAAGCAGAAGCGGCGCACUCUCAAGAACCGCGGCUACGCGCAGUCGUGCCGCUUCAAGCGGGUGCAGCAGCGGCACAUUCUGGAGAGCGAGAAGUGCCAGCUCCAGAGCCAGGUGGAGCAGCUGAAGCUGGAGGUGGGGCGCCUGGCCAAGGAGCGGGACCUGUAUAAGGAGAAAUACGAGAAGCUGGCGGGCCGCGGUGGCCCCGGGGGCGCGGGCGGGGCUGGCUUCCCGCGGGAGUCCUCGCCGCCGCAGGCCGGCCCCGGCGGGGCCAAGGGCGCUCCCGACUUCUACCUGUGAGCUCGAGACCCGAGCCCGCGCCGCCGCUGGGAAGAGGUUCGGACUCCGCGGCCCAGGACGAGGACACAAGGCCGUCCGGAUCCAACUCCGCCUCCUCUGGCCGGGCUUGGCCCCGCACGUCCCGCUCCAGCUCCGCAGGCGCCGGAC
Messenger RNA from Rhinolophus ferrumequinum (greater horseshoe bat), 1577 nucleotides. RefSeq names its product MAF bZIP transcription factor A (gene MAFA). Gene Ontology annotation, biological process: regulation of transcription by RNA polymerase II; retinal rod cell development. Gene Ontology annotation, molecular function: RNA polymerase II cis-regulatory region sequence-specific DNA binding; DNA-binding transcription factor activity, RNA polymerase II-specific. The record is from RefSeq and is a predicted model, not a curated record. Gene Ontology annotation, cellular component: nucleus. The coding region runs from base 384 to 1430 and encodes 348 amino acids. NCBI's taxonomy places the organism in Eukaryota, Metazoa, Chordata, Mammalia, Chiroptera, Rhinolophidae. The transcript has a single exon.